AUGAAGCAACGGAUCACCGCCCUCGACCUCCUGAUCCUCGCCCGCGAGCUCGAGCCCGAGGUGCUCAACUACCGGCUAUCCAACAUCUACAAUGUCGCCGCCAAUCCCAACCGCCAGUUUCUCCUCCGCUUCACCGUCCCCGACCUGAAAAAGGCGAUGAUGCUCGAGUGUGGCCACCGCGUUCACUUGACCCUGUACGAGAUGCCGACGUCCCCGCAGCCGCUGAACUUCAUCACCAAGUUGAGAAAACACUUGCGGACCCGGCGGCUCACAGGGAUCAAGCAGAUCGGCGACGACCGGGUGUUGGUGCUCAGUUUCAGCGACGGGCUUUUCUACCUUGUCCUUGAGUUCUUCAGUGCCGGCAAUAUCCUUUUGCUUGACGAAAACCAGAAGAUUCUCAUGCUCAACCGUGUGGUUCGUGAACACGAGAAUAACGACCGCUACGCCGUGAAUGAACCCUAUACUAUGUUUGACCGUCACCAGCUCUUUGGCGACACUACGCCUAAGCAGGACGACUCUGCCGAUACCGAAACCAGUUCCAAGCCUCAGGCUCAGUUCAAGAGCCACCCAGUGCCGCUGGCAGAACAAAUCCAGCUGUGGAUUGAUGAACACAAGGAAAAAUUGUCUCAGGGGGGACUGAAAAAGCAAAAAGUCUACUCGGUGCACAAGCUUUUGUUUGUUCACAUGGCACACUUACCUGCUGAUUUGAUUCUUCGAGAGUUGGGCGAGAUCGGCAUAGAAAAGUCUACCAGUUGUCUCACUCUUGAUAACCAGCCCCAACAGCUCGAACGGGUUGAAGAAGCAGUCAAGCGGACAAACGACAUAUACACUGAGCUUAUGACUGAACCGAGCGUUACAGGUUACUUGGUGUCAAAGAAGAAUCCGAGCUACAACGCGGAAGACUCGCUUUCAUUAGAGUACAUCUUGGACGAAUUCCAUCCAUUUGCCCCGAGAAAGGAACCCGCAGACUUGUACAAAAUAGAGCCAGUUGAGGGAUAUAACAAUACUGUGGACAAGUUCUUUUCUACGCUUGAGUCGCUGAAAAACCUUGUAAGAAUUGAGCGGCAAAAGCUCUCAGCCGCUAAACGGUUAGAGACGGCCCGCAGCGAGCGUGACCGCCAGAUUCAGCUGUUAUUACAGCAGCAGGAAGCCAACAAGAAGCGUGGUGACACCAUCAUUCUCCACGCUGACUGGGUGAGCCAGUGUAUGGACUUUGUCAGUUCCUUGGUGGCCCAACAAAUGGACUGGACAAACAUUGAGUCCUAUAUUAAGUUGGAGCAAAAAAAGGGUAAUAAGGUGGCACAAGCAAUUAAGUUGCCGUUGAAGCUUGAAGAGAAUAAGAUUCAAUUGGCCUUGGCUGACCAGGAUGCAGAGGUGGAGAAUGACACUAGUUCGGGGGUUGAUGACUCGGAGACUGAGUCUGAGCUGUCUGAGCUGGAGUCGGAGUCUGACCUGCUGGACUCAGAUCUGGACUCGGACUCUGACGAAGAGUUGAGGCUUCGCCGUAAGCGGAAAGCGACGCAAAAGAAGAGUGCUAAACCGCAACAGCCUACCGUCAACGUGUGGGUCGACAUCAACUUGUCUCCUUACGCUAACGCCACUACCUAUUUUGAAACCAAAAAGCUGGCUGAAUCAAAGCAAGUUAAGGUUGAGAAGAAUACUGAGGUUGCGUUGAAGAACGCCGAGAGAAAGAUCAACCAGGACCUUCAGCGACUGUUGAAGGAAGAAGAGGCUCUGGGAGGAAAAUUGCGCCAGAUCAGACCGAAAUACUGGUUUGAGAAGUUCUUCUGGUUUGUGUCUAGCGACGGGUACUUGUGCCUUGCGGGUAAAGACGGCAUGCAGAAUGAUAUGAUCUACUUCCGGCAUAUCAGCGACAACGACUACUUCGUUUCUGCUGACGUUGAAAACUCCCUCAAGGUCUUCAUCAAGAACCCGUUCAAGGGUGAAGACGUGCCGCCCCUGACGUUGAUGCAGGCCGGGAUGUACGCUCUCGCCGCCUCCGAUGCCUGGCAAAACAAGGUUAGCACGCUGGCGUGGGUGAUGCUGGUGGCUGACUUGAGUAAAAAGGAUGUCGACGGUACUCUUUUAUCUCCUGGAAGUUUCAACUACACUGCUAAAAAAGAAUACCUUCCUCCAACUCAAUUGGUAAUGGGGCUUGGGCUCUAUAUGCUUGCCGAUGAAGAGACCAAGAAGAAGCACCACGAUAAGCGGGUGGAAAAGUACACCGAGCACGGGUUGAAGGUGGUUAUGGAUACGAAGAAGCAGGACUUGGAACAAUUGGCCAAGCUCAAAUUCAAGCAUGAAGCCAACGCUGAAACCAAGGCUGAAACCAAGGCUGAAGAAAAAGAGACUAAGCCCGAGGAAUCUGGUGAUGUCGAGACUAGGCCUGAGGAAGUCACUGACACUGCCGAAUCUGUUACUUCUACUGAACUGACGCCGGUUCGCGAAGAUUCUCCGUCGACGAUUGAUAAGAAGGUCAGAGGUAAAAAGGCCAAGCUCAAGAAGAUCCAGUCGAAAUAUGCUGACCAAGAUGAGGAAGAGCGUCGCAUGCGUAUGGAAGUUCUCGGUACGCUCAAGCAGGUGAAGCAACGAGAAGCAGAAAAACAAGCCCAGCAGAAUCAAUCGGACUCGCUGAAACAAAAGCAACAGCAACAACAACAAGCGGCUCAAAGAAAGAUGAAGCAAGACGCCAAAGAAUACCUUAAAUAUAUCAUGGCCGGAGACGAUACUUCGGACGAGCUGAGUGAGACGAAUUAUCUCGAUAUCCUCGACGGGUUCCUUUCCAAACCGCAAAAGGGCGAUAAGUUCAUUGGUUGUGUGCCUGUAUUUGCGCCCUGGAUGUCUUUGGGGAAAUUCAAGUACAAGGUAAAAAUUCAACCCGGUACAGGGAAGAAGGGUAAGUGCAUCACCGAACUGAUCCACUACUGGACCACGCGGAAGAUGGAUAAGGACGAAACAGAUACCGAUUUGGACUGGCCCAGCGAACGCCAUCAUGUCCAAGGAAUUAAGCCUAACGAUGCCAUGGGGGUGAUCACAGUGUCCAAAGUGCGGCUCGUGCUUCCUGGGGGCAGUGCUGGUAGCGAUAGUAAAGCAAAGGGGAACCCGAAAAAGGCCGCUAAGGGAGGCAAACCAGCCAAGAAGAAAAAGUGA
Molecule: messenger RNA, 3150 nt
Organism: Diutina rugosa
Lineage: Eukaryota; Fungi; Ascomycota; Pichiomycetes; Serinales; Debaryomycetaceae
Exons: 1
Coding region: 1-3150 (1049 amino acids)
Biological process (GO): ribosome-associated ubiquitin-dependent protein catabolic process; rescue of stalled cytosolic ribosome
Cellular component (GO): RQC complex
Molecular function (GO): tRNA binding; ribosomal large subunit binding
Source: RefSeq, a predicted model, not a curated record